Messenger RNA from Oncorhynchus nerka (sockeye salmon), 4683 nucleotides. RefSeq names its product thrombospondin 3a (gene thbs3a). Gene Ontology annotation, biological process: cell adhesion. Gene Ontology annotation, molecular function: heparin binding; calcium ion binding. Lineage: Eukaryota; Metazoa; Chordata; Actinopteri; Salmoniformes; Salmonidae. Bases 400 to 3267 code for a protein of 955 amino acids. The transcript is spliced from 22 exons. Gene Ontology annotation, cellular component: extracellular region. The record is from RefSeq and is a predicted model, not a curated record.
UUGAAUAGCCCUGCUAUACCUUAAACAAAGGAAAUAACUUUAUCAGGUUAAUUACCAUAUAGACUACGGGCACAGCCUAUAUUAUGUCUGUAUAACAUGAGAAUUGAGAAAGUUGGAAACACCGUACGCCUCAGUUUAUAGCAGGCGAAUGAACUCCCUCUCUCAUUGUCACAUCCACUCUGUGCGGACGAGGUACUUGGCUGGAGCGCGCCCGUAAGAAGCCAGUCGACAUUUGUAACUGUUCUUAAACCUACAUUCUGCGGUCAACUCACUCUGCAGACUUAUUUUUGUUCACUUUGAAAUUAAGCUCCAUUCAUCAACAUCAAACUGGACUCUCGGUGGAUAGUUAUUUACUGCUGUUGACUUUCUUGUCAACUUUCACACACCGUUUCUUGGGACAUGGGUGCGAGGCGCGAUGUGCCAACUUUCCUGGCUCUAUUCACAUUUCUAUUCGUUGCAACAUGUGAGCCAAUGGAUCAGAAAGAUAUGCAAGUCAUUGACAUGCUAACCCUGGACUCCAAGACCAGUGUGUCUGCGGUGCAGAAGGUGACAGGUGCCAUGAGUGUGUUCAGUGACAUCUACAUCGUGUCCACAUUCCGCUUGCCUCCCAAGAUGGGAGGGGUGCUGCUGGGCCUCUACAGCAAAGAGGAGAACAAGAAGUACCUGGAGCUGGCCAUCAUGGGAAAGAUCAACAAAGCUCUGGUGCGUUACGUGAGGGAGGAUGGCAAAAUUCACACAGUGAACCUCCAGAGCACAAACCUGGCUGAUGGUCGCACACACUCCAUUAUUCUCCGGAUCGGAGGCCUGCGCAGAGACAACCUACACCUGGAGCUCUACGUCAAUUGUCGAUUGGCUGACUCCAGCCAGGGCCUCCCUCCAUUGGUCCCUCUCCCCGCGGAGAAGGUGGAGAUUCGUAAUGGCUUCAAGGCCUACGCAAGGCUACAGGGUGCUGUGGAGUCCCUCAAAAUGGCACUAGGGGGCAGUGUGGCCAAAGCAGGUACCCUGACAGACUGUCCAUUCCAGGGGGAUUCAUCAGUCUACAGCACAGUCGGUGCGACUGCAGAAGUGAACUCCAUUCUAGGUGAACACACUAAGGCUCUGAUUGGUCAGCUAAUCAUCUUUAACCAGAUCCUAGGAGAGCUGCGAGAGGACAUCAGAGAGCAGGUGAAGGAGAUGUCCCUGAUUAGGAACACCAUUCUGGAGUGCCAAGUGUGUGGCUUCCACGACCCUCGUUCCCGCUGCUCCCCCAACCCCUGUUUUAAGGGCCUGUCCUGCAUGGAGACCUUUGACUACCCAGGGUACCGCUGUAGUCCCUGUCCGGAGGGCAUGACGGGCAACGGAACCCACUGCCAAGACAUUGAUGAGUGUUCCAUAGCCCAGCCCUGCUACUCUCCAGGUGCAUGUAUAAACACAGUGAAGGGUUUCAGCUGUGAGCUCUGCCCCCCUGGUCUCUGGGGCCCACCCCUCUUUGGGGUCGGACUGGAGUACGCCAACCACCACAAACAGGAGUGUGCAGACAUCGAUGAGUGUAUUGAAGUUGCCAACGCCUGUGUGCCCCACUCCAUGUGUAUCAACACCAUCGGCUCGUUCAGGUGUGGUGGCUGUAAAGUGGGUUACUUGGGGAACCAGACAGUGGGCUGCGUGCCCCGUAGGUCCUGUGCCACACUCAGCUUUAACCCUUGUGAUGCCAACGCCCACUGCAUCAUAGAGCGGAACGGAGAGGUGUCCUGUGCGUGCAACAUUGGAUGGGCCGGUAACGGGAACACUUGUGGCACAGACACAGACAUUGAUGGAUACCCAGACCGCUCUCUGCCCUGUAUGGACAAUGACAAGCACUGUAAACAGGACAACUGUGUUUACACACCCAACUCAGGCCAGGAGGACGCAGACAACGACGGCAUCGGAGACCAGUGUGACGAGGACGCAGAUGGGGACGGCAUCAAGAAUGUGGAGGAUAACUGUCGACUAGAACCCAACAAAGAUCAGCAGAACUCAGACACAGACUCUUUCGGUGACGCCUGUGACAACUGUCCCAAUGUCCCUAACAUUGACCAGAGGGAUACGGACAGCAACGGGCAAGGAGACGCCUGUGACAACGACAUAGAUGGAGAUGGUAUCCCCAACGUGCUAGACAACUGCCCCAAAGUCCCCAACCCCAUGCAGACAGACAGGGAUGGAGACGGGGUAGGAGACGCCUGCGACAGCUGCCCUGAGAUCAGCAAUCCCAUGCAGACGGACAUUGACAAUGACCUGGUGGGGGAUGUGUGUGACACUGACCAGGACACGGAUGGGGACGGUCACCAGGAUUCCAGGGACAACUGCCCUGACCAUCCCAACAGCUCCCAGCUGGACUCGGACAAUGAUGGCCUUGGGGACGAUUGUGACGAUGACGAUGACAAUGACGGAUUCCCAGACGUACAAGACAACUGCAGACUUAUCACCAAUCCCAACCAGAAAGAUUCUAACAGUAACGGGGUGGGCGAUGUGUGUGAGAACGACUUUGACAACGAUUCAGUCUGGGAUCUGAUUGAUGUGUGCCCUGAGAGUUCAGAGGUCACACUGACAGACUUCAGAGCCUAUCAGACAGUCAUUCUGGAUCCAGAGGGCGAUGCCCAGAUCGAUCCCAAUUGGGUGGUGCUCAAUCAGGGCAUGGAAAUAGUUCAGACCAUGAACAGUGAUCCUGGUUUAGCUGUGGGCUACACAGCGUUCAACGGGGUGGACUUUGAGGGCACCUUCCACAUCAACACGGUGACGGACGACGACUAUGCAGGCUUCAUCUUCGGCUACCAGGACUCCUCUUCCUUCUACGUGGUGAUGUGGAAACAGACAGAGCAGACCUACUGGCAGUCGACACCCUUCAGGGCCAUGGCCCAACCUGGCCUGCAGCUCAAAGCAGUGAAGUCCCGUACAGGGCCUGGUGAGUACCUGCGUAACGCCCUGUGGCACACAGGGGACACCAACGAGGAGGUGAAGCUGCUGUGGUCGGACCCACGGAACGUUGGCUGGAGAGACAAGACAUCUUACCGCUGGCAGCUCAGCCACAGGCCCCAGGUGGGCUACAUCAGGGUGAAGUUAUAUGAGGGGACGGAGAUGGUGGCUGACUCUGGCGUGGUGAUUGACACUACCAUGAGAGGCGGACGACUGGGGGUCUUCUGUUUCUCCCAAGAGAACAUCAUCUGGUCCAACCUGCGCUACCGCUGCAACGACACUGUUCCAGACGACUUCAACCCAUAUCGCAAACAGGUUCUGCUGCACAUCAAGGUGUGAGAGGAUUCGAGGAUGUGUGAGUGCUGAGGCAUGUAGAUGAGUAACCUGUCCAGCACUGACUCUCUACACACAAACACUCACACUCACACACACACUCUUACUGCCUCUCAGUACAGAAUUUCAACUGCUGUUAAAAUGUGUGUGACUGUGUCUGCCCCUGAGUGAAAGGGGAGGAGUUUCAGAGUUGUGGUAAAGGAGGAAGAAGAACCUAUUUACAACAUUGUUGUUAUACCAGACUGGAAAAGCAAAAAGGUACUAGACUUUGUAAGAAAGUAUACAUGAUAAUUAAUGUAUGUAGGACUGUGUUACUUCUGUGUUUGAGUUGCUGUCCUUGCCUUCAAUUUCACUGUAUGAACGGUGGUUGUGUGAACGAUAGCAGUUAACCGUUGAGUUUGACUGUUGCGUUAGGUAUGAGUGCUGUUGUUGCUUUGUGUUUGUGUAUUUACAGCUAUCAUAGGAAUAAAUUGAUUAUAUUUUGUGUUUUAAGACUGAACAGUUAAAGGAUGUUUUUUAAAAUCUCAUAUCUAACUGGAAAAUAAAAAACAUAAGCUAGUGUUACAGGGAUGAUGGGAAUUUGAAAAAUACUGUACAUCCUCUGAAUAUGAAACUCCGGGUAACUCUGUCAUGACCAGAUAAUGUCAUCUCAGCAGCAAAAUACAGAUCUGUCACAAGAGACUGUAGACUUGCAGUUAUUUAGCCUUUAAUAGUGGCAUUAUGUCCCUAAUUUGAAUAAAUGUGGAUCUCUGUGGAUUCUAGUGUACUUUCCUGGGCAUCUGAUUCUGUGCCCAGUAAUUGAAUAUGAAAUAAAGCCUUAUUGGAUGUGUUUCUUUAAGUCAUCUUUAACUGAUUAGUUAAACAGAAGCAUAAACAAAGAGCAACACAGUCUUUGUCCACAAAAAAUAAUAAACAAUUGAAUUGCUUAAAAAUAUGUUUAUUUGACCUUUGUGAUUCUGUACACAACAAGAAUGCUAAUGAAUGAUACGACUAAGAGAAAAAACUGUCAAGAGCAACUGUGAGUGUGCACUGCUGUUCCGAGGUCAUCCAGUCAGUGAAGUAUGUGGUGACACUGGUGCUAACUGUAUCUAAUCGUUGAGUGCUGUGGUUGUCAUCAUACCUCCCAGGAGCAGACAGACCCCAGGGCUCAACUGACUGAACUGCCCAGUCUGUCUCCACUGUCUUCUUCUCUGUUCCAUAUUAAUAGCCAGUCAUAGAAAUCCAUAUACAUUGUACAGAACUUGCUAUAUUUAAUAUCAUAUAUUAUGUGUCACAUAGCCUAAUUACGUUAUUCUUAUGUCGGUGUAGUAACACUGUAAUAACUCAAUGAUGACACUGUAUUUUAACAUGUUACAUUGUAACUUGCUUUGUAAUGGAGUUGAGCAUUUUUGCUACCACAUAAUUGAAAUAAAGCCUCUUCCC